GACUUUGCUGUCUGCAUCCCCCGGUAGUGUGUCUACAGUCUGUAUAACACGCGUGCUUUUGUCACUCUGCUUGCGUACCUUUCUGGUCGUGAUUGUUGGCUUCUGGACUGUUUUCCGGAUACUUCAUCACAGAUUUAAACUGUACUAUUUAGUAUAUUUUCGUUCCAACCGUAGUGGUCAAUGAACAUGCCUCGUAUCAAACGUACAAGAUUCCAAAUUGAUGGCACCUCCUUUAUUCUGCGUGCAGUUUAACCUCAUCAUUUUAGAUUGAGUGUGCCAAUCUCCUGUUUCCUCUCUAACUCACUGCGUUUGUAACCUUGUUUGAUACUUUUGUUUCAUAACAGUAACCUUAUACGGACUCGUCACAAAAAAAGCUUGAGUACACCAUUUUAUCGAGCUUUGUGUGCUUGCUACUAAUACUGCUAUGUCGCAAUCAUUGUAGUGUAUUAAAUAGUAUUUCAGCUGAGUCUGUGUACUAACAUAUCAAUAUAUAGUCGCGUUAUUAUAAUGUAUUUUUAUUGAGCGGUAAUUUAGCCUGCUUUUUAUUUGAAUUACUGAUAAGAAUGGUGGUCGAGCUGAUAAGAGAAACUGUGGUGGUAGUUCACACUUUAGUUAUAAUCAAACCGUGCUUUGGUUGUCGAUAGGAUUACACGAAAUAGUAGCAAAGUUUUCUCGGAAUAGGGCUACGUUUCAUCUUAAAAGUCUAUGUUUUAUCGCUCUUAUUGUUGGCAGCUUUGUAUACUUUGAUGAGUUUCCACCCUACUGUAUAGUAGUAGUACAGUAUAUAACAACGAGCAUUUGCCUCUGGACAGCACAUCGAAAUAUAGCUUUUAAAUGUGGUCUCCUGCCCUCCCCAGAGUGUUUGUAUAAUUUAAUAUAUCUGCGGGACACCAUUUCGUGCGUGUGUAUUUUCCAUGCCGUUUUAGCUACUCAGUCAUAACUUUUACUUCAAGAAAUAUUCAAGAAAUAUGGAUUGAGGAUUGUAUAGUUGAAGACCUCUGAUCAAUAUCAAUGUAUCUCCUAAAUGAAAGAUAAAGGUGUGAACCCCUCGGUUUGUGCUGGAUGCCGGUGCCCCAUUACCGAUCAGUUUAUCCUGCGCGUAGCCCCCAAUCUGGAGUGGCACGCUUCCUGUCUGAAGUGCGACGACUGUAAUAAGUUCCUGGAUGAAAACUGUACCUGUUUUAUCAGAGAGGGAAAGCCGUACUGUAAAAAGGAUUUCGUCCGGUUCGGUGCAAAGUGUCAUCGAUGUGAUCAAGGUUUUUCAUCCAACGAUUUUGUGAUGCGAGUUCGAGAAAAUAUCUUCCAUCUUAGCUGUUUCCGGUGUAAUAUGUGCUCAAGGCAGCUGGUUCCUGGCGAAGAAUUCGCUCUGUUACCAGAAGGAUUAAUAUGUGGAACUCACAUAAAGCAGCAACAUCACCAAGCCCCCAUACCUCACGAACCCUUACCAGAAAGCAAGCCGCGAUCCACAAACACAGGAUCGAGUGGUGAACAGAAAACAACGAGAGUCAGGACGGUCCUGAACGACAGGCAGCUGCGUAUAUUACGCACGUGCUAUAACAAUAACCCGCGACCUGACGCCCUCAUGAAAGAACAGAUGACUAAACUCACUGGCCUGAGCGCGAGAGUGAUACGAGUGUGGUUUCAAAACAAGCGUUGUAAGGACAAGAAAAAAGCUAUCGCUGCUGCUUCGGGAGACGAUGUCAUUUCAAGUUCAGUAGCAGAUAGUCCUUCAGAAGACAGACUCAAAUCAGGCAUGGACGGAUUGAAUGAAAAAGAUUUCUCCAGUCUUGAUUGCUCGCAGAUAGACUUUAACAACUCCUCAACCAGUACCAGUCCAGCUCUGUCUGCUACAGGUGACACCUACUCAAUGUACGAUGCAACCAAAGAUUCGAGAUCACUUUGGAACACAGGAGACUUCAUUCCUUCCUACACCCAGGACGAUACAGUGUCGGGACAUUUGAGCAGCAGUUUUGAAGACAACAAGUGAAGUAAUCAGAGUUGGACUCUUGUUUUAGCGAUUCGAUCGAAUUUCGAUAAAGAUUUUGGAGUGAUUUGUAUAUAAGUUGAAGUUGAGUCAACGCUGUGAUUAAAUUGCAUUGAAGUGUGACUGUGAUCUUUAACUACAGAUUGCACAGGUUUGAAGAUAAUCUUGUUGCUCGCCCAACUUUAUGUAAAUCAUGUGGAAGUGCUCUUAGUCUUACUAACUCGGGCCAUUUUUUGACGCUGAUUCUGAACCACUUCCAAUGAUAUAGGUUACAAAUACUUCCCUUAGCGAGAAUCUAUCAUGUCAGAUCUGGCGACGAAUGCAAAUUAAAAAUUAAUCUUAGGGAUUGGGAUCGAUCUUCGGAAAGAGUAAGGGUUGAGGUUAGGGAUUUCCGAAAAUCUUUUCGUUUGGCCAGAAUACCAUAAAAACUAAUCUCACGUGACAAUUUUCGGGCGAGCGAUUUAGUUAGAGCCUGAUCUUGUAGUUGUAGAAUUAUCUUGAUGAAGAUUGAAAGAUUCUUUGACAAACAUUUGGCAUGAGGUGCUUUAUAUGUGUAAUUUUAAAUUGUAUAUUUUAUUUCUCUACAUAUGUUAACUGAAUCAUUGAA
Molecule: messenger RNA, 2591 nt
Organism: Bolinopsis microptera
Lineage: Eukaryota; Metazoa; Ctenophora; Tentaculata; Lobata; Bolinopsidae
Product: insulin gene enhancer protein ISL-2B-like
Exons: 10
Coding region: 1025-1987 (320 amino acids)
Biological process (GO): neuron fate specification; positive regulation of transcription by RNA polymerase II; axonogenesis
Molecular function (GO): DNA binding; DNA-binding transcription factor activity, RNA polymerase II-specific
Source: RefSeq, a predicted model, not a curated record